UGUCUCGCCCUGUAAAGAGAUGCCCUCCUCGUAAUUAGAUUAAUUUGCCAUUAACGUCCAUUUCGGGAGUUAUAACUGAAGCUUGCAGUUCGACUUCAACAAUGGACUCAGACACAAGCAGCUGUACAGAGAGCCAGUCCCAGGCAGAGUCUGAUCAGCAAGUUCUAGCUACACCCAUGAGGCCACCACUCAACCUGAUAGAGACUGGAGGAGGCCUGAAGAUACAGACGACCACACCUCACCUGGUUGGCCUGGGCAGUGGCCGGCUCAGUGUUGCCAUCACACUUAUGCCCCUAAAUGAAGGUGUGACCCGAAUUGGCCGAGAGGAUGCGUCCGUACCUCAAGACAUCACUAUUGAGGGCCUGGGUAUAGAGGCAGAGCAUUGUCGUAUUAUAAACAGAGGAGGAGUCAUCACCCUUCACCCUUCCGGAAACCUGUGCUCACUUGAUGGAGUCCAUGUCUCAAAGCCAACAUUGCUGACACAAGGAUUCACACUCUGUCUGGGUAAAUCCUACUUCUUCCGCUUUAACCACCCUGAGGAGGCCAGACGUAUGAAGAGCAUGCAGCCCCAGAAGAGUCCUGUCGCCACUAUGGGCUACAGCUCAGACUGUGUAAAGACUGAGCACAGCAAUGGCGGCUCAGUGGGUGGCACCAUGAUGAGAGGCUCCCGAUCGAAGGCGGAGCUGCAGGACCUGAUGGAGACUCUGCAACGCCGGAAGAGUGCUCUAGAGGCUAGCCUGAGGGCCAGCGCAGAGUCUACCCGUACCUACCUCAGCCUGCCCCCUACCAGCACCCUGUCCCCCACUCCCCCCAGGAGUGCCGAGCGCCCCCCCUCCUCCAGAGGCCUCCCCUACAUGACCAGCAGUAGCAUGCCCCCCUCCCCUCGCCAGGGUGAGCGUCCUCUCAGCCCCAAACUGCCAUACACCCGCUCACGCCACCAAUCACAGGACAGCCUGCUCCUCUCUAGCUCCUCUGACAGUCAUCGCCCAAAUGUAGCCAGUUCUCUCCUGUCCAUGUGGAAUGGUUCCUCUUCCUAUGGGGAGCCUGCACCCAGUCCUCCUCAGGGCCACAGUGGGGCGGCCAGCAUGCCCUCCAGCCCUCGUCUAGGCCGCAGGUUCUAUGCCCAGGGCCGGAACGGGGACAACGGUAUGGACCCUGCACCACGUCAGAGGAAGUACUCUACAGGGUCACUCAACGGCCUGGGCUCUACCCACAGCCGCUCUCUACCCCGCCUCCACCGGUCGGCAGACUCCGCAGCCCUGUCCCUGCCCCCACGCCGCUCCAUGGGCUCCCACAGAGGGGAGAAGGGUUCUGUGUCCCUGUCCUCCAAAACGAGGCGCAGCCUGUCUCCUCUGGAGCGGCCGCCAGACGUAACAGUGCUAGCAACGGCCAGCGUACCGGGUACUCCCCGCAGGGCUAGUCUGGCCUCUCUGGCCUCUCUGGGCUGUGAACUGGAGCAUGGGGGCCUGCGGGGCUCCUCACCCUGCCUGGACCUGGGCCUGGGGGAGAGGAGGCAGUCCUUUGGGAAGGGGGGGCUGGGGCUGAGAUCAAGAAGAGGCAGCAUCAGCUCUCUGAAUGGGAAGGAGGAGCUUACAGACUACCACAAGCACCAGAGAGACGAGAGGCUCAGAGAACAGGAGGUGCAGAGACUGGAGCACCAGCGGCUGGAGACCAUCCUGAGCCUGUGUACUGAGCUGGGCCGGGAACAGGGCGGCUCGGCCGUCUCCGACCUGCAGAAGAUCAACAAGGAGCUGGAGAAGCUGCAGGAGUCUGAUGAUGAGUCAGUGUUCUCCGACUCCCCCGGCAGUGGCACCGCUCCGGAAAACGGCUUUGGCACCAAAGCCCGAGAGUACCAGCUGGCUGAGGAGCGGCGGGUCCGCCAGCGCCGCCACAGCGGGCACAGAGAGGCCAGGGAUGCCAGGGCCCAGUCACCUGCUGUCAGCCUGCGCAGCAUUGUCCCCUCACCCUCCCCUCACCACAGAGCCAGGCAGCAGGCUACGGAGGAUGUGCAUCUGAAACAGGAAGUGACGCGUAUCGAGGAAGAGAGGAUCCAGGUGCUGAACAACAUAGAAGAGUUGGAGCAGAAGAUCAAAGACCUGGACAACCAGAUGGAGGAAUCCAUCAGAGAGAUGGAGGUGGAGCGGGCUCUGCUGGAGGGGGAGCAGGACUCUGAGAUGGCCCUGUUACAUAGGGAGAAGGAGGUACUGGACCAACUCAAUGAGAAGAUUAGCAGCAUUGACAAGACUGUCCUCACAGACAAGUCCCAGGAUGUUGAGGUGCUGGAGGCGGAGAGGAAGCGUUUUGAGGACCUGGAGUUCCAGCAGCUGGAAAGAGAGAGUGGUCAGGACGAGGGGAAGGAGGGUCAGACCCAGCAACUACUCCGAGAGAUAGCAGAUUACCAGCGUAGUACUGUCACACGCAAGGAGAGACUCCUGACCCUGAAGAAGCAGUCUACACAGAUUACUCAGCAGUCUCAGCGAGAGAAGGACAGCUUCCUGAAAGAGAAGAACAACCUGCUCCUGAUGGUUCAGAGGGAGAGGGAGAACCUGGCUUCUCUGGAGAGGAAGUAUGCUGAACUGACUGGAGGGCAGACCUUCCCUAACAACCCUGUUGCCAUGAAGGAGCACUUUCGCUUUCUAGAGGAGAGGAGGCGGGGCAGUAAGGAGAACUCCUCCCACCUCAGUGACACUCUUCCCCGUAAGAGGAGCCAGCAGGCCCUCAGUCACUGCAGCAGCUCUACCCUGGGCCGCAGCCUGUCCCCUAAGUCCCACCUGCCCCUGUCCCAGAGCUCCAGCUGUGGUAGUAUCAUCCCCCGGGGCUUCUCUAUCUCUCCCAGAGUUCUGGAAACUCGACGCCUGCUCAAGGCAGGCCAUAGCCACCUGUACAUGAGUGAGAACAGACAGAGACUGGUUGACCUGUGUAGCAGGACCGUGUCUGAGUCCAAUGUCUUCCUGGACCCCUUCCACUACGCAGACAAUGGCCAUGGCUUUGACACGCUCAGUAUGGACAGCUCUGACAGCAUGGAGACCAGCAUCUCUGCCUGCUCCCCAGACAACAUCUCCAGUGCCAGCAGAUCCAACGUAGGAAAGAUUAAGGAGAUGGAACGUUUGUUACGAGAAGCCCAGGCUGACAAGCAUCGACUCCUUGAGCACAAGGAGCGUGAGAUGGAGGUGCGUAGGCAGGCCCUGGAGGAGGAGCGGAGGAGGAGGGAGGACCUGGAGAAGAGACUACAGGAGGAGACCAGCAGGAGGCAGAAAAUGAUCGAGAGGGAGGUGAAGUUACGCGAGAAACAGAGGGCACAGGCCCGGCCGCUGACACGCUACCUCCCUCAGAGGAAGGAUGACUUUGACCUCCAUGGUCACAUCGAGGCAGCUGGACACAACCCAGACAACUGCUACCACCUGGCCAUCACAAAUAAAACCUGCAGAGGGUUCCUGGUCAAGAUGGGUGGUAAGAUCAAGACCUGGAAAAAACGCUGGUUUGUCUUUGACCGGAACCGCAAGACCCUGGCCUACUACGCAGACAAACAUGAGGUCAAGAUGAAAGGGGUCAUAUACUUCCAAGCUAUAGAAGAGGUUUACUAUGACCAUUUAAAGAAUGCACACAAGAGCCCCAACCCAUGUCUGACGUUUAGUGUGAAGACCCAUGACAGGGUGUACUACAUGGUGUCUCCCUCCCCUGAGGCUAUGCGCAUCUGGAUGGACGUCAUCGUUACAGGGGCGGAGGGAUACAUGCAAUUCAUGGUCUAAGCCAGUGGCGGCUGGUGAUUGGCUGAAUGCCCGGGGCGCGAGGUGGUUGGAAUUGUCAACAAAGCAGCAUGACAUAUGAUGCCAAGUUUUCGAGCUACUGGUAGUUUCUUUGAGAAGAUAUAUAAAGCAAUCUGUGCAUUUGAACAACAGCAUAAAUGACCACUGCUGCACAUGCUGCCACUGUUUUGAACAGAUUCGAUUAUACUAUUUAGAAUGAGAAGUAGGUCAUGAACGAACGGGAACGUAACAAGCAUGCAGAUGCAGUAAGUGAAAACACAUUAUCUAACUGGUGUAAUAUAGCUAAUAUACUGUCACAAAGCAUGAUGCGCUAGCCAGUUCAUUCUGAAUAUUUUCCAUAUUUCCGAGUUAGAUAUUAGUUUAGAAAGACUUGAAAUUGGCAUUGGAGCUAACUACCUAGUAAGUUACCAGAUAGCUAUAACUAGCUAGCUGCUUGUCAAAGGUAGAUAACUGGUUAAUUUUACAAAACAAUCUACUAAACUAUUUCUCAAUGUUUCUAAAAAUGGCUAUCUGGCUUAAUUAAUUUGAUGAUGCUGUUUCAGUCCACACUACAUGUCGCCCUGUCACCUACAAGAGAACCAAAUGAACAACAUGGGGGGAAACAAUACAAUUGGCCAGCCACCGUCAUGCUUUUUUGUCCUACCAGAUCCUCAAUGAGAAAGUUCUAGCUAGUGUAUCCCUCUGUCUUUCGACACUUGUUGGAUGUAGAUGUCAGGUCCCAGGCUCCAAUGACCGUUAUGGCUAUUUAUUUACAAGUUAAUUACAAUUCGAUUGUUGCUUUAGCGCCAUCUGUACUUGAUAGAGCACACAUCUGUACCUGAUCUGGCGCGAGAGACUCAUUGGGAGGGAGUCUAGAACAGACCCAGAAGUUCUGAUAGAGCAUGCAUUUGAGCGCCACAGGACAGUCCAUUAACUUUGUACUGUUAUAAUUUAUGCUAAGAAAUCCUGCGAUUUCAUUGGGGACGUUCCCCCUCAUAGCAAAUAAUUGGCAAGACAAUAUAAGCAAUGUUUGCAUGGCAUAUGCACCGGCGAGGGACAGAGUAGUAAGUAACUGAACAGCUGUUUUUUUUUUAAAAUAGGAACAUGUACACAUUUACUGCACUUUUAUGAGCAUUUAAAACAUAAUUCAUGAAUUAUAUAAUAUAUACUGUAUUUUUAUAUGAGUAUUUUUUAUACAAAUAUUUUUUGUUGACCAAUCACAAUUGGGGCACCGCCCCUAACGCCCUAAUGGGCGGGCCGCUACUGGUCUAAACAAUCCCCCAUCCUGACCCCAGAUUCUCAGAUGACUAACAAACAGGGAAUAUACUCUCCUCCAGUCCCAUCGGUGCCUAAAAGACAAAACAAGUUGACUGGUCAGGUUUGAGAACCUCUGUGACCUCAGCACAAUACCCUUCUGGUUUUUAGCUUUGUAACCACUUUUAUUUCCGUCUUACUUCAGUGAGCCCAGCUCUCUCCUCUUCCGGAUUCAGCUGAUGUAAUGGUAAUCUGAUACUUCGCAGUCUAGCAGGGAAGGACUUCCUAUGGAGGAUUGGGUGCCCAGUGCCGCUUGUUCAUUCGGAAAGGACUUACUCAGAAGAUUCUGAUACUUAUCGCUUUACGUUUGGAGAGGAGCCUUUUGGCACCUUAACAUGGUUUACCCUCAUAAUAUUUCAGGACUGUUAAUGACCCAGAGUCUAUGUCUGAGGUGUAUUAUGUAGUCUGAUAGGCUCACAGUGUACUAGAGAUUACUGCCCAUUCAGGACAAGAUACUUCUCUUCCAUUGUGGCAUAGUGAGAUUACACAUCGAAUCGAAACCUUUAAAGUAGAAUAUAUUAUUCAUAUUAUUUAUGAGUAGAAUCAUAGGAUUGAGACUGCCAUUGGAUAUAAUAUUAUAAUAUAUGCCAUUUCACAGACGCUUUAAUCCAAAGCGAUUUACUGUCAUGCAUGAAUGUAUUUCACGUACGGGUAGUCCCGGGAAUCAAACCCACUACCCUGGCGUUGCAAGGCCCAUGCACUACCAAUUGAGCUACAAUUGAGCUAACGCCUCUACUUCUCUGGGUUGAGAAGAGGACCAGGGCCUGGUUUCCCAAAAGCAUCUUAAGGCUCAAUGGUUCUAAAGAUGAAUUUAGCCUUAAGAUGCUUUUGGGAAACCGGGCCCAGAUUGAUUAAAGGAACACAAGCUGUCCCAUCCUUUUCAUCAUCCAAAUUGACCUGGCUGUUGAUUGGUCAACCAAAACUCUCCCUCUGUUUUCCUUCCAGCUGGACAGUCUCUUUUGUCCCUCAAACACUCCCUCUCUCUCCGGGGCCAAACCCUCCAGAGACUGUCUAGCAUCUGCACAGACUGAGAGGACAAUAUGUCCCUCCAGUGGAAAACCCAAGGUGAUGCACAUCACCGAUGUGUGUCCUUUGUACCCUACUGUUGCUCAGGAACGUGGAGAUAACAGGGGAAACCCUGAAACACCAAGGACUUGAAGGGUUUGAAAGUACCUCUCUCAGCACUAUGUACCAAAGACAUACCAUGUCUGUAUUUAAUAUGGAAAUCAUGGAAAUGGAACCUUAAGGCUCCACAAAGGGCUACUUACCGGGUGUGGAAGACAUUGACACUGUGUGUGUGUGUGUGUGUGUGUGUGUGUGUGUGUGUGUGUGUGUGUGUGUGUGUGUGUGCGUGCGUGCGUGCGUGCGUGCGUGCGCCAUACAGCUAAAAUAAGUUAGCAAAAACAUUCCAGGGCACUUCCAGUACUAGUUCAAAUGAAAUGUUUUAAUGGAGCGUGGCAUUGUAUAUUGUGCCUUUAUGUGAGUUGUGUUUUAUGACAUGUAGUGUAAUAUCAUGCUGCCAGUGGGCUGGGUGCAGCUCCCUACCCGAUUAAUGGGCUCAUUCAUUUCUGAAAGUUUGAGAAGCGUUGCGUCGUGCCUAAGAACAGCCCUUAGCCGUGGUAUAUUGGCCAUAUAUCACAAACCCAGAGGAGCUUAUUGCUAUUAUAAACUGGUUACAAACGUAAUUAGAGCAGAAAAAAGAAACGUUUUGUCAUACCCGUGGUAUACGGUCUGAUAUACCAUGGCUUUCAGCCAAUCAGAGUUCAGGGCUCAAACCACCCAGUUUAUAAUUUGGGUUAAUACACAGUCGCUAUAAACCUGUGCAGUACUUGGAUAUACUUACUACUUUUAAAAUUACUUUUUGGGUCACAAAUAAUGGCACAUUAAUUUAUAUUAGUUUAAUUUUCUUUUUGUUGUUUAACAAAUAUAUGAAUAUUUGUCAGUAGUAUGUGCAUGUUGAACAUACAAAUCAGCUAUUUGUGUGAAACCAAAGAGCAAUGCAAUCUGCAGUAUUCUAGGGAGAUAUAUGAAGUCAUGGAAAAAAGAAAAUGCGAUUCUACUUAUUUGACCCAGGUAUCUUAGCUGAUAUAUUUGUAAUUAUGACUGUGAUUAAAAAAAGUUAUGAUAAUUGUAAGAUGUAAUGAUACUGAAAUGGCUCCCUCAUUCACCAUGAACUCACAGGUAGAAUGUAGUAGCAAGGUCCCUGACUGUCAAUGAGGUGACUGCGGGAGUGCACACGAGACCAAAGGGACUUCUCUGACAGUGUUGCGGAGGUGACAGCAGGUUAGCUCACAGGGAAUCUUUCACAGUGUUAUGAAGGGGUGACUGACAAGCUCUCUGUGACCAGUUGUCUUUUAAAGGAGGAUCCCCUAUGUGCUCAGUCUGUGUGACUACACAAUACGGGCACACUUUUCAGGUACUAUCCAUGUAUAAGUUACCAAGGAAAAAAUUCAACAUAUCUGCAACACUUUUAAGAUGCAUUUAAAAUAUAUGUUUUGUAUUUUUAUAUGAACAGUGUUAUUGUUAAUCCUGCAUGUUUUUUAAACAAAUGUAAGAAUAAAUCAUAUACGUUUACUAA
Molecule: messenger RNA, 7638 nt
Organism: Salvelinus fontinalis (brook trout)
Lineage: Eukaryota; Metazoa; Chordata; Actinopteri; Salmoniformes; Salmonidae
Product: pleckstrin homology-like domain family B member 2
Exons: 19
Coding region: 102-3749 (1215 amino acids)
Biological process (GO): regulation of microtubule cytoskeleton organization
Cellular component (GO): basal cortex
Molecular function (GO): protein binding
Source: RefSeq, a predicted model, not a curated record